UCACUUAUGCAUGGUAGCCCAGCCCUGCAGUGUUUUAGUAAGCUAGAGAGUGUGCGCGUGAGUGAGAGCCCUGGAUCCACACGAGACACGGGAUCCACUUCCCACGCUGGCAUUGUUUAUCUGAGCAAUUAAAGCGUUUCGCCCUGCAAACAACUAGCCAGUUAUGCUGGGUGGCUGCUCUCGGUCAGCUCACUAACUUGAAGAAGUUCAGUCCAGCCAAAGACACUGGGGACAACUUGCUUACCAUUUUGAAUGACUUGCUGUCGUUUUUAAUGAUGUUACCUAGCCCUGUCACAUCCACUCCGUUUUCUGUUAAAGACAUUCUGAAACUGGAGCAGCAGCAGCAUAACUCACAAAGUGCCUUUCAACAAGGGUUUGUAGCUUCCGAUCUGGAAGGCCUUUCUUCUCAUCAGCCACCUUCUUGCAUGCACACACGGAUGAAAUCGAGUUCGGGCCCAACGUACGUAAGAGAAAAGAUCACUUUCAAAACAGAGGACUCAAAUGGGGCUUCUGGUGACACUGGAAAUGUGGACGAGUUGGAGCUGCUAAGACAUACCUGUGAAUCGUCUGCAGAUGAGCAAGAUUUGGAAAAUAAUGGAAUACAAAAAAAAUGCGCAGUGGGUGACUCUUUAGUCCACGAAGAUAAAAAAUGUGAUUUAUCUGAUCGUCCAAAGCAGAGGCAGAGACGGAAGCCCAGGGUUUUAUUUUCCCAAGCUCAGGUGUUUGAGCUGGAAAGAAGGUUCAAACAACAAAGAUACCUCUCAGCUCCAGAAAGGGAACACCUGGCCAACUUACUGAAGCUAACGUCAACUCAAGUUAAAAUAUGGUUUCAAAACAGGAGAUACAAGUGUAAGCGGCAGAGGCAGGACAAGUCCCUGGAACUGGUUGGACAUCCUCCACCCCCGCGCAGGGUGGCUGUGCCCGUUUUAGUCAGAGAUGGUAAGCCCUGUCUUGGGGGCUCACAGGCUUAUAGCACCCCCUACAACGUGACGGUGAACCCUUAUUCUUACAACACUUACUACAGCAGUUACAGCAGCAACCCUUUCAGUACCAGCUACAGUUGUAGUUAUGCAGGGGUGCCUACCAUGCCUUCUGGUUCUACCUCAGGCAAUCACCUUAUGAACAUUAACAUGGGGAGCGCUGGCCAGAGCCAACAAGGACACCUACAAGCCACACUGCAAGGGAUCAGAGCAUGGUAGAGGAUAUUUCCUUUUUUUAUUUUUUAUUUUUUAGAAAUGAACUUGAGGAUGUUUAACGGGUUGUCAUAACCUCAGGUGGAACUUCUUGAGUAGAAGUAAGAAUCAACACGCCUUCUGGGGUUUCUUUCAGAGAAGAGAGUUCCUUGUUGUACAAGACAAUGCCUUCUACAGUUUGUACACUUCAUGGGCAGUAAAGGCUCUUAUUUCUUAAGUAUUCUCACUCAGUUCCCUUCUGUAUGUAGUGCGGUGUGUAACAAAACAUUAUUUAACAUGUUGGGGUCUUCAAGGACGUCCUAUCAUUUUAAAUGAGUGUUCGGUUUUCUGUUGGGAAUUCAUAGUGUGCAGUCCUUGGAGCAAUUUGGCAGGAGGGUAAACGUGAUUCUGCCUCUGUGGUCACAAUAUUUUGUUUGUCAAAAUGCCGGGUAGAGUUAUGUUCCUGAGAUCAACCAUGGUUCUUUUUAUCCAAGUAGGCAGGUGCAAUGUUUAUUUGCCGUUUAGUGAAAGAAGAUAAAAUAAUGUUAUCAGAUAGCCUACACUUCAAAAUAAUGUAGAUGUUUUGGGCUUUAUCAUUAUUUUUGUUAACACGGGCCAUUUAGAACCUCACUGGCCCGUCUUCUCCAACCAGUGUUAUGGACUCAAUAGCUCUGCAAAUGUUAAUACAGACACCCCUGGACAGUGAGCUGCGGAUGCAGAGUUAUAACAGCUGCAAAAGUCUGGUUCCAGUUGUACACUAAAAAUAUCAAAUUUGUAUUUGCUCAGACACACUGUGUUUGAACAAUUAAUUCAUAAUGUACAGCUAAAUCAGCCGUUCAAAUGAUCACCCUGUGAUGCUUGAAACUACACAGAAUUACUUUUUUAAUAUCGUAUUACAAAACAGGUUAUUAUGUUACGAAUGUGAUGUUUGCCAUGUAUUAAACUUGCAGUUUGUUAACUAUGUUACACAUAUGCUUUCCUGAGGGAGGAUAACUGCAUACACUGAAAAUGUAACCCUAAAUAUUGUAAUCGUUUUUUUUUUUUUAGAUUUGUUUUUGUAUUUAUAAAGG
This is a messenger RNA of Protopterus annectens (West African lungfish), 2242 nucleotides long. RefSeq names its product NK2 homeobox 6 (gene NKX2-6). NCBI's taxonomy places the organism in Eukaryota, Metazoa, Chordata, Ceratodontiformes, Protopteridae. Gene Ontology annotation, molecular function: RNA polymerase II cis-regulatory region sequence-specific DNA binding; DNA-binding transcription factor activity, RNA polymerase II-specific. Gene Ontology annotation, biological process: regulation of transcription by RNA polymerase II; cell differentiation. The record is from RefSeq and is a predicted model, not a curated record. The coding region runs from base 273 to 1199 and encodes 308 amino acids. Gene Ontology annotation, cellular component: nucleus. The transcript has 2 exons.